Molecule: messenger RNA, 252 nt
Organism: Penicillium taxi
Lineage: Eukaryota; Fungi; Ascomycota; Eurotiomycetes; Eurotiales; Aspergillaceae
Exons: 2
Coding region: 1-252 (83 amino acids)
Source: RefSeq, a predicted model, not a curated record
AUGGAACCCGUCCCCGUAUCUUCUCUGACCGGUCCUGCCUCUGCCACUGCAGUCCUGCAAGCUUUGGCAAGGUAUCCUGGUGGCCUUAAUGAGGCCACUGAUUCCCUCCAAGGCCCGAUGGUAACUGCCAACUUGUCUAUUAACACUGGACUUCCAAGAUUAGAAGAUAUUUAUGCCUACGUAGUAAAGAAGCCAAUCUUGGAAGCUUCGCACUUCGCCCAGGUGAAAGCCAUUUUGUUUAUUGGUCGGUAA